This is a messenger RNA of Aspergillus wentii DTO 134E9, 2368 nucleotides long. Its product is annotated as putative RNA splicing factor (Pad-1). Gene Ontology annotation, cellular component: nucleus. NCBI's taxonomy places the organism in Eukaryota, Fungi, Ascomycota, Eurotiomycetes, Eurotiales, Aspergillaceae. Gene Ontology annotation, biological process: mRNA processing. The transcript is spliced from 4 exons. Gene Ontology annotation, molecular function: RNA binding. Bases 230 to 1933 code for a protein of 567 amino acids. The record is from RefSeq and is a predicted model, not a curated record.
AUUACAAUAUCAUUGUUUUCAAUAUAUAUUGAAAGUGUCUACUGGCGCAGGAAAUCUGCAAGGAUUUGGGAUUUCAAACAGAAGAAGGGUUCGCGCAAAUCAAGCUUGAAUACGCCCCGUCGCGCUCUAACGAAACCAAAGUGACCCAAACCCUCCCGUCUCCACGCUAUCUCCCUUUCUAUUUCAGCUCUAUCCAGGGAAGAGGAGUUAUUUAGCAUAAUCGAUCGAUAUGUCAGGUCUCGACGUUGAAGCUCUUCUCGAGUCUACAGCGGCCCCCGCGCCCCAGGAUUCCGCACAAUCCAAUGACCGUGAUGACCGUUCCAAAGCCGACCAGGACCGCCGUGACCGCGACCGCUCGCGGGAAGGAGAGCGCAGACGACGAGAACGCAGCCGUGACCGGUGUCGUGGGCGGGACGCCGAUGGGGAUGAGGACAUGAGGAGUCCGAGAAGCGAACACGGCAGUGCUAACGGAAGCCAUAGAAGCAGAAAGAGGAGCAGGAGCCGCGACAGUCGCCGCUCUCGUCGUGGUGAUCGCUACAGCGGUGACGACCACCGCUCCGGUGGUGAUUUCUACCGCGGUGGCGGCCGUGCUCGCACUCGCUCUCGGUCCCCCGUUGAUGACCGCUACUACCGCCCUUCGGGCCGUUCGCGUCGUGACGACGACAGGCGCUCUCGCCGCGAAAGAGACGGUCGCAGACGUAGCCCAAGCCCAAAGAGUCGCAGUAAAACCCCCGAGCCUACUGAAGACGAGCGUGAUAGACGUACCAUUUUCGUGCAGCAGCUUGCCGCCCGCUUGAGAACGAAGGAGUUGAUCGCCUUUUUUGAAAAGGUUGGCCCUGUUAAGGAAGCUCAGAUCGUUAAAGAUCGUGUCAGUGGAAGAUCUAAAGGUGUUGGCUACGUCGAGUUCAAAUCCGAGGAUUCAGUACUUCCUGCUAUCCAGCUUACCGGGCAAAAGCUUCUAGGAAUACCAAUCAUUGCGCAGUUGACUGAAGCUGAGAAGAACCGCCAGGCUCGCAACCCCGAGGCCAGCAGUGGAACCAAUCACUCGGCGCCAUUUCACAGGCUGUAUGUGGGUAACAUCCAUUUCAGUAUCACUGAAAGUGACCUCCAGAAUGUUUUUGAGCCAUUUGGCGAACUCGAGUUUGUUCAAUUGCAAAAGGAUGAUACUGCCAGAAGCAGAGGCUAUGGCUUUGUGCAGUUCCGGGAUCCCAACCAAGCCCGAGAGGCAUUGGAAAAGAUGAACGGCUUUGACCUUGCUGGUCGAGCAAUCCGCGUUGGCCUUGGCAAUGAUAAGUUCACCCCUGAGUCGACUUCGCAACGCGUGCAGAGCCAAGGUGCAAACCAACAAAAUUUCCAGGGUUCUUCCUUCUCCGGUCAGGGAGGACGUGGUGUUCAAGCUGGAGGAAAUAACAAUUUCGACCGUGCUGGCGGCCGGGAAUCCGAAAAGGGUGCUGGGGCCAGUGCUCUGGAUGACACAGACGUUGCCGGUGUGAACUUCAACAACUACAGUAGAGACGCAUUGAUGAGGAAGCUUGCAAGAACAGAUGAACCCGAGCCUUCUGCCGACGACAAGCAAAAAAUGCUCCGACCCAAGACAGAAACAAAGCCACUUCCCGUUAAUGUUAACAUGGCGAGUCGAUGUGUCAUGCUUCGCGAUAUGUUUGACCCUGCUGAAGAAGAGGGUGAGGCUUGGAUUAAAGAGCUGGAAGAUGACGUCCGCGCUGAGUGCGAAGAGAAAUAUGGCCAUGUUGUUCACAUUGCACUAGAUCCGAACUCUCAAGGCGACAUUUAUCUCAAGUUUGACCGAGUGCAGGGUGGUGAAAAUGCCAUCAAGGGUCUGAACGGACGAUUCUUCGGUGGGAAACAGAUUACUGCCCAGCCCGUUGUUGACGCUGUCUACAGCAGUCUUUUCUCCCGAACCAAAGCUAUCUAGAGCUCUCGACCUCGCGUUAAGAACCUACCAAAGCUGGCAAGAUGGUAGGUAUUUCAUCUAAUAAUCGUUACUAGGCGCAACUCGUGACGGCAGGACCACACUUUGACCUUGAGCUGUUGUUGAACUCCUUUUGCUUCGACUUGGUGCUUGGAUGACACUGCCCCUGGUAGGUGCCAAUCUUUCAACAUGUUGCUUCUUCUUUUCUUUUUUUCUUCGUGGUUGUUUGUAUGAGCCAAAGGGCCCGGUGUGAAAUGAUCUGUUUAUAGGAACCUGCAUAUUGCAUAUUGCAUCAUUGCAAUCUACAAAUUAUACCUCUACAUUAAGAUUUCGUAUUUUCCCCCGAAGAUUUGUAGUCAGUGGGGUUUACAACCCGUCGCUUUGUUUACAACGUACGGCCACACUGUAUGCCUGCCACGGAAUAUCAAAUCCCAUGUC